GGCAAGGAGUGCUCUGGCUGUCAGACGAGAAUGGCAGGAUAACUUUCGAUUGUAGGGGCAAAACACCAAGUCCACCAAAGUAAAACUAAAUGGCCAUCUGUUAAAUAUUUCCUCUCUGUUUUUCCUCGAUACACAAGUCAACAUGACUACCCAGAUUUCUGCAAACCAGGAGCUCUUCCUCGACAUCCUCACCAAAGAGGAAAAGGAGGCUUUGCUCAGCAAAAAAAUGGAAGAGAUCCGCAGAAAAAAUGACCUGAUCCGCAAGCGUCAUGAGGAAAUAGAAGCAGAUAAGCGAGGCUCGGGAGGAGGCCCAGUCAAAAACAGACAGACCUCACCCACAAAGGAACAAAAGGCAAUUCCUGAGGUUGUUGAAAGGGAUGAGAACAACAGACAGGAAUUGCCAAGACCUCCCAAACCUGCUGGCCGAGGGAAACAGACAGACAAAAAGAGGAAAGACAAGCCAAAAGCACAAGACAAACGUGCACGUGCCAUGCGUGUGGUAUCUAACAAUGAGGGUGAGAGCCGUGAUAAUGUGUCUCUUGUGGAGGCCUGGAACAGUGCAGUUCACAGAGAUACCAAAAAGCCCUACAUCCAUGGCUUUCACCACAAUGGUUUUCAGAGACCCCUGUCUGCAGACUUUCAUGACUUCAAUAGGCAGCCAAAUCGCCAGAACAAUUGGGAAAAUGGCAACAAGUCCGGGUCGCCAGAUGUCCAGGAAUACCAAAUAAGGCACAACCGUCAGGGUUCUGCAAGGGACAGGGACCAGAAUGUUCAGCGCAGACACAGCUUUCGGGAAAACCAGAAUCAAAGGUCUUAUCACAGGCAGAGGGAGUUUGACCAAGACAGGGAGAUUCCCAGGUACAACAAACAAUCGUCUAGGGAGUCUGACCCAGACAGGGAUUUUCCUAGAUACAACAAACAGUCAUCUAGGGAGUCUGACCCAGACAGGGAUUUUCCUAGAUACAACAAACAGUCAUCUAGGGAGUCUGACCCAGAUAGGGAACAGAGGUCACAAAACCGGGAUAACCCCCGAGACAAGCGAGUUCAGUUUCAGGACUCCGAAUUUGAGCCUCGUCGUAAACGUACGCAUGGUGGUGCUAGCUCUCCUCCGCACAAGGAACCCUCUGCUAAUGGACCGCCCCCAGAUCCUGCCUAUAACUUCCUGACUGAUCGAACCCGUGAAUGGGCAAACACAGUCGCAGAGAGGAACCAAGAGCAAAGCAAUAAUUACACGAGGCACCCAAAAAACUUUGGUGGCACAGAUUUCACAAAUGUGAAAAACAAAAUGAAAGUGGUAAAGGAACGACAGGAGCGAGGUAGAGGUGGACCUCCUAGAUCCAAGAUGGAGAUGGCUAUGGCAAUGACAGGCAGAGAGCGGCGUCAGUAUAUGGAAUGGCGAGCAGAGCGUGAGGCGGUGGACCAGGCCAGAAUUGAUCGUCAGAAAGCCUCCUCUGGGGAAUGGCGACGAGAGUGGGACGUUGAGAAAAACAUCAAGGAUUUCGAUGAUCAAGAGAAUCCCAAAAGAUCAGAGCCUGCCAAACGACCAGCUGGUCGUAUAGGCAGUGGUCGAUUUGACCGCGGCGAGCGAGAUGAUAGACAGAAAGGUGAGAACUGUGAGCAGCCAGGUACAGGUCAACCCGAAAAGGCACCAAAUCGACAAAGGGAUGGGGAAGGAAGCCGACCCAGAGAGGGGGAAGCACAUCCUCGCAAAAGAGAGGAAAAUGAUAGAGAGGGUCCACCGAGACCAAUGGGGCGAGGUAGAGGCAGGGGGAGGGGACGUGGUCGCCCAGGGAGUGGGGAAGUGAAGCCCCAGAGGGUAAGGACAACAUCAGGUGAGGACAGGAAAGUAGAGACACAGCAUGACCUCCUUGUCAUCAAACUAGACAACUCACCAGGAAAGGUGAGUGAUGGAAGUGUGGAAAUUGAGUACUCGGACGGGGAGACGCCCAAUAGUACGGUCAUCACCACCUCCUCUGGCAGAUUGCCCAACUCUCGCACAGCCCAAACAUCCACUGAGGAACUCUGGUGGGAUGAAGAGGCUGACGACCUCCUCACAGGUAGUCUGAUUGGUGAGGACGGCGAUGAUAUCUUUGAACAUAAGGAACUGUUUGGGGAACAUGUGAGUCUAGAAGAAGACCAUGAUGGUCUGAACCUCCAUGACAAUAUUCAGGAAGACCAGUUCCUGUAUGACUAUGAGGAGGGUCAAUUCGAUAGUACUCCACGCCAAAGUCAAAGUCAGGGUGACACAGACGAAUGGGAGGACUGCCCGGAGGAUGAGGAGGAAGAACUUGAAAAUCAUGCUAAAUCAGAUGGGAUCAAGAUCAACUGCCAUCUUAACCCUGAGGCUCCAGAGUUCACACCCCACUCUCCUCAUUCCCCAAUCUCAGAGGCACCUGUAAACAAAGCCUCUAAGAGUACAGGAAACGCACCUGUGGGUAAACAUGCUACUGCUUCUUCUAAACCCCCACACACUCCGCACGCCAAAUCGUCAAAGGCCGCUGUUAAAGGUGAGGACGGCCAUUCCUCAGGGCAAAAAAUGAGGAGAGAGGCUCAAAGAGAGGAUAAAGCCGCAAAGAAGCCACUCAAUGACAGUAGUGAUAGCAAGCAGAAAUCUGCUACAGUUGAAAGUCCAAAAGUGGACGGUACGCAGAAAUCUGCAACAGGAAAGAGUCCUAAAAAGAAUGAUAAACAGAAACCUUCUUCAGGCGAAAGUCAGAAGAAAAACAGUGGACCUGUUCCACAUAAGGACACUAAAGUAGAGGAGACAAAGGACAAAGUGUCAAGUGAGGCACAGAGCACUAGUAGUUCUCAAAAGAAGGAAGAAAGUAGUGAAGUACUCACAUCCUCCGAAGGGAAAGAUUUUCCUGAAGGUAAGGAUACUAAGGAGGAGUCCAAAACAGAGAAGGAAACAUCCUCUAAACAAGAGGAUGAAGUAAGCUCUGAAGUGAAGGACAAUUCCUCCACACAAGAGGAGGAUGUGCAUUCCUCCUCAGAGGACAAUAGUCCUAUUAAAGGUGACACACCUUCAGAUGAGGGUGAGGUCAAACCACAGAUGGCCGAAAAUGUUGACAAGGCAGAGGGAAAACCUACAGAAGUCGACAGCCAGACACUAAACGACUCACCAGUCGAGGCAGCACAAAUCCCAGAUGUGGACAGUUCAGGCCAAGGUGAGGAUUGUAAGGAUCCCGAGAGCCCCAGCCUUCCACAGGAGGAUGGUGAAGCUGCCUCCUAAGCUCAUAUCAAUGCCAGUGCUGAUCAUCUCCUUCUAACUCCUGGAGAGAUACACAGACAAUGAAGGAGGUCCAGCACCCAUAAUCCAUCUUUCGCUGACCAGUAGUAAGUGGUCAAUCAUGUACAGUAGUUAAAGCAUCUUCUGACCUGUAAGUGUGUCGCCUCGCAUUUACUGCUUUCUCAUACUGUGUAAAGCAUUAAUACAGAUGAAUGAAUGUCUGUGGACCUGAAACUAUCAUGAAAGUUGUACAUCAUGUCUCAAGGAAAUGCAUGUUCAGAUCACUUGAUUAUCUCCCCCUGUAUCAUAUAAAGUUGCUCUAUGGAACUUGUAUUGGCAAUUUUGAACUAGGAUCAACUCAAGUGACCUCUUUGACCGAAGACCAGAAUGAUCUGCCACUCUGAACGUGUACUAGUAUUAAAAGAUUAGCACAUGUAGUAUACAAAUUCUAAGAUGCUAAAUACAAUUUACUACAUUGUAUACAUGUAUCAUCAAUUUGUAAGAUCUUCCUAAUUAACUGUAAAAGGUCUUUAUGGUUGUUUCUCGUAUUGUUUGGACAGUUGACAGUCAUGAUUAGGUAUUAUUGAACUGAUAUCAUGGAUAUGACUUUAGAAUCUUAAAGUUUGGCAAAGUUAAUAUGAUUAAUUGAUAUCCGUGUACCUUAAUAUCUGUAUGGUUCAUGUUCUUUACAAGUUUGUUGAUUGCUUUAAGAUAGGGAGAUAAUUUAACAAAAUCUAAAUUGCUUCUUUUCAAAAUGAAGUAUGUUUAUAACUCAAAAAGUACUAAAGUUCAAUUGUUUAUAACUCAAAAAGUACUAAAGUUCUAAUAUAAUUUACAAACUAUUAAAAUGAUUAAUAUGUUUGUAGAUAAAAUGUUCUAUGUGCCAAAAAAUAUUAAAGGAAAAAGAAUUUCUUGUUCUAUUUUUUAACAAUUAUAUUAUAUGGAAUUUUUCUUUCAAUGGAAUGGAUGAAUUUAUGAAGAAAUUUUAAAAAGAAAUAUCUGUGAUAGAGCAUAGAGAUGGAGAAAAACUUUGUUCAACUUAAUGUUGGGUUUUAUGGAUUUUACAUAUACAUUUGUAUGUAGUACUUCACAAACUGUUUCACUGCCGAUCUAUUGGAGAAUGUCGAAUAACUUUCUUCCAGCUGAUAUUAUUGCCGGUUUUAUCACAUUUUUAUGUGCAUAACUGAACAACGUUGUAUAUUUUAUACUCAUAUUUACCUGUGCGAGGCCUAAAUGUAUUGUUAUGAUUUCUGUGUUAAAAUGCCUUUAACUUAAGAUUGAUAAAAUAUUUGCUUCUAAGUUACACUCUCUCUGAAAGUUUGCUUUUAACAACACUAGUUACAAAUAAAAAUUUAAUUUACAAAAAAUACAUUCUUUUUUACCAAAUAGGGCAAGUAUUUUUGUUACCUUAGCCUAUAGUGUUGUGUUUAUCUGCAGAACCUGAUACCAUGUUGGCCACUGGUAUAUUAUGACGCAUGCUUUUAGAACCUUGCCAGGUUAUGAGAUUUGAAAUGAAAGAUAUCGUGAAUGAAUUCAUUUUUAUUUCUGUCAUUGAUUAUCAUGGAAGUGUUGAAGUGUGAUUGGACACAUGGUGCUUAGAUGAAUUCAUUCGUUUGAAAUAUGUACAUAUCAUAAGUACAUGUAAGUCCUCAAUAUGAGGAGAAGUGUAAGAUUCACAACUGUAUUGUUCAUACUACUUUGAACAUUUAUGCUCCUUGUGUUAUAAUAGCAUGUACACAUUGAUCUUUCCAAACCUUAGGUUGAUCUGUUAUGGAAAAUUCUAAACAAAUCAUUUAUGUUUCAAACAACAUAUAAAGUUUUAAGUUACUAUGAGUUCAUUAGAUAAGUGACUUCUAGUUUUGUUGCUAGAUUUUGUAUUUAUAUAAUCCUAUAUUGGUUGUGGGUUGAUACCUCUCUGUCUCGGAGUUAGGCAAUUUUGUAAUAAUGAUUUAGACAAGUUGUGAUUAUUAAUAACACAAGUUUUAAUGAUGAAUUACACUAGUUUUGGUGAUGAAUUACACUAGUUUUGGUGAUGAAUUACACUAGUUUUGGUGAUGAAAGACAAGUUGUAAUGAUGAAUUACACAAGCAUUGCUGAGGAGAUGAACAAGUUGUGAUGACAAAUUACACAAGUUUUGCUGAUGAGUUAAACAACUUGUGAUGAUGAGAUACACAAGUUGUUAAGAAUUGUUGUGGAAGUUGUAAUGGUAAGUUAGUACAUUAAAAUGAAUAGAUCAUCAAUAUUGCAGGAUAUUUGUACACAUUGUAACGGAAAUUUUCUUGUCUGAUGGAAUUUUUUAAGUACGCAAUUUGCUAUAUAUGGUGUCAGUGCAACUGAUUUAACCAAAUUAAGAUUUGUGAAUACAAUGCUUUAUAAUCACCUACUGUUGAAUGGUGUAAUUUUAUGCAUGAUAUGAAUUUGAGAUUUUUGUAUGCAAUGUGUUCAACUAAUGAUCCUGACGGACAAGUAUGCUUUGUGAUGUAGGCAUAAAAUGGAAUAGUUAUCUGUGAGUGAUGUAUUGUGUAUUGAUAUAUUUAUUGUUUUCAUUUUGUAUGGAAUUGGAGCUACUAUUCAUCAGAUGCGUUUUAAACCAUUGAGUGAUUUUAUGUUUGGAUGAGGGGUGACAGAAAAGCGCAUAAACUCUUGAAUUUGAUAUUUGCCAUAAAUACCUGGGUGUCCAUAGAUACUCAUGUCUUUAAAUAUUGUAUCUUAAUAAAGAUUUUGAUUUUCGCAAAAUAUCAGACUGGAUAUCAUUAUGUACGUAUGAAAUAGUUAGUAUGCUUUCCCUACUGUGUACCUCUCUUACUGAAAGUACCUAAUUAUAGUUUCUGUUAAAGUUAUACCUCUCCACCAGGUUACACAAUCAUUGUUAUUUCAGAAGGACUUUUCAAAAUAUUUUUUCAGCUAUACAAGUCAUUAGUUUGAUUCCACCAGGACUUUGUUGGUAUAUCAAACUAAAACCACAUUAUAGAGGUCAGAGUGGUACUGUUACCAAAGAGGGUGCAACAAGUUCUUUACCAAGGAUCAAAAGUUCCCAGUUACCUGGAUAAUUUACCAACAUAAGGUUAUUUAGUGAAUAGGGGAUAUGAUAGAAGUAUUGGGAAUAUGUGACGAGGAACUUAAUGUUUUCUUACAAAUAAGAUUUUUAUGGAUAUACCCCCUCCCCAUAUAUUCCUCCCUUUUGACACACAACUGAUGGAUAAUAGCUCGUAUUUCUUUAUAUCUAAUAUAUUCUUGAGUUCAUUUUCAUACUCACUAAAUUAAAUUUUUACUUUCAAAAAAGGCAUACUGCUGUAUUUGUACGUAUUUGUUACAUGUACAGUGAGCUGGUGUUGAGUUACUCCGAUAUCCUCACCAGAAUACUGGGAUUGUUUUGUUCCACCAAAUCUUGUCCUUUAGUGUUUUGUGUUAAACCCCACCUUAUACUUAUUUUGGUUUGGUAUAUAGAUCAGUCAUGCUGAAUACAGACAAGGAAAAUCUGUUCACUCUCAAGUGGAAAAGAUAACAAACCAUAUCAGCUGUAGGAUAAUUGUUUAUUAAGAACGGAUACAAAACAAAUAUUGAAAAAAAAAAUCUUAGAGAGAAAAUAAGCAUAUAUCAUGAAAUCAUUGUCAUCGUUAUCAUUGCAUGGUGUUAAAGGUCAUACUUUUGUAACAGGGAACAAACAUUCCCAGACAGAAGUCACAUACUGUAGACUUCUUUUAUAUUGUUUACUGACAUUACUAAAAAAGUAAAAAAAAUAAUAAUAUGCAAACCAUAUAUCCUACACUAUCUGGAACAUAUUGGUACAUUACUUAUAUAAUUUAUAAUAAAACCCUUUUACAAA
Molecule: messenger RNA, 7055 nt
Organism: Pecten maximus
Lineage: Eukaryota; Metazoa; Mollusca; Bivalvia; Pectinida; Pectinidae
Product: coiled-coil domain-containing protein 9-like
Exons: 13
Coding region: 143-3232 (1029 amino acids)
Source: RefSeq, a predicted model, not a curated record